Rotaria sordida is the source of this 417-nucleotide messenger RNA. NCBI's taxonomy places the organism in Eukaryota, Metazoa, Rotifera, Eurotatoria, Philodinida, Philodinidae. The record is from the annotation of a GenBank genome assembly.
AUGUCUACUGCUAAUCCUACUCCAUUUAAUAAAAGAGAUAUUGAACGACUAAUCGAAGAAAAAAAUACGUCAAUAUCAUAUGUAAAACCAAAAGAAACCCAGAAUAUGUCCAAAUGUUGGUCUCAAUUUAGUCAAAUUUAUAUUGCUAAUAUUAAACAAGAUUUCAUUAUCUGCGAUUCUUGUAAAUCAAUAUUAGUUUAUAAAUCAUCAACAGGAUCCGACUGUAUGAUAUCUCAUUCACGUUCUUGUCAAACUAAAGAAAAACAUUCUGAUUCAUCUGACCAACAGCGAAAAAUUAAUCAUUAUUACAAAUUAACAUCAAGUGGCAAAAACAAUGUGCCAAAACUGAUAAAAAAUGAUAUUACAUCAGCUUGUGUUGAAUUCGUAGUUCAGGAUGGUCGAGCAUUUCAUUAUUAG